AUGGCCAACACGACUAUCACCGCAACGGUGACUAACGCCGAGACAAUACGGGCGGGCGGGUCGUCCCACACGGCACUGGAGGUGCGCUUCUGGUACUUGGGGUGCAAAGGCUUCUUAGGGAACAUGAGAUCGAAGUCGGUCUUAAAGGCCUCCAACAGGACAUCCCCGGAGCCGAACACCUCCUUCACGUCGCGGACAGACAUCCAGAUCCGAGUGAUCCGUCCGCCCAACUACUCGGGAACGUUAGCACUGCUCAUACUGUUCGCACUGAUCGGGGCGUUGCUGUACAUGAGGCGCAAUAACCUGGACUUCCUCUACAACAGGACCUCCUGGGGGUUGGCGGCACUGUCAAUAGUGUUGGCGAUGACCUCCGGCCAGAUGUGGAACCAUAUCCGGGGCCCACCUCUGAUGCACCGCACAAACAAAGGCGUCUCUUAUAUUCACGGCAGUAGUGGCGGACAGUUCGUCAUCGAGACGUACAUUAUAUUCAUAUUAAGCGUCUCUUAUAUUCACGGCAGUAGUGGCGGACAGUUCGUCAUCGAGACGUACAUUAUAUUCAUAUUAAACGCCGCCAUCACUUUUGGUAUGAUUUUGAUGAAUGAGGCCAUGAAAGGAAAGGGAGACUCGAAAAAGAGGAAAAUUAUGGCGAUCGUAGGCAUGGGAUUAGUGGCCGUAUUCUUCAGUUCAUUGAUAUCCAUAUUCCGGAGCAAAGCUCACGGAUAUCCCUAUAGUUUUCUAUUCAAAUAAACGCAAUAACUUAUUGUCCAUAAGUUUUGUAUGAAAUGCUUUUUGACGACAAAUAGUAUUUAAAUUUUAAAUUUCGUGUGAUUUUUGUUUUCACUGCAUGUUUGGUCUGUUUUCAAAGGUUAUUAGCGAUGCCUACAAAGUUUGGACAUUAUUUGUAAU
Messenger RNA from Oppiella nova, 906 nucleotides. The record is from the annotation of a GenBank genome assembly. NCBI's taxonomy places the organism in Eukaryota, Metazoa, Arthropoda, Arachnida, Sarcoptiformes, Oppiidae.